Saccoglossus kowalevskii is the source of this 1453-nucleotide messenger RNA. Its product is annotated as sarcalumenin-like. The record is from RefSeq and is a predicted model, not a curated record. Gene Ontology annotation, molecular function: GTP binding. NCBI's taxonomy places the organism in Eukaryota, Metazoa, Hemichordata, Enteropneusta, Harrimaniidae.
UCAGCUGUAUGUUGUCUUGCCGGUUUGGUGGUUUUUCAUUGUUUUUUCUUUUGUUUGCGUUUGUGAUAACAGUUCAAGCGGCUUCUCAGAAUGAUGCUGACCGUGACAGAAAACAUAUCGACAAAACAUUAUUACUGGAUGAACAGGAAGAAAAUGAAAAACUUUUUCACAACACAUUAAAAAAUCUUAAGUAUAUUUAUAAAAAUUCUAUAUUACCCAUGGAGGAAGCAUAUAAAUAUACUGAACUUGGACAUCAAACAAUAACAGAUGGUGAGAUCACCGGCAAACCAAUGGUGUUGUUUUUAGGACCAUGGAGUACUGGUAAAAGUACUAUGAUAAAUUACUUGAUUGGAAUGGAAGGCACAGCAGAUAGUUUACAUACAGGUGCUCAACCAACAACAUCUGAUUUCACUGUGAUCAUGAAUGGUAACAAAAGCCGAUCUAUAGAGGGCAUAGUACUUACAGCCGACGGUGACAAAUCAUUUGCGGCACUGUCAAGCUUUGGAAAAACAUUCCUAGAAAAACUUCUUGGUUAUGAAUACUCGUAUGACCUGCUGGAAAAAAUAACCGUCAUAGACACUCCUGGAAUUAUUGAGAAUCGUAAACAGCAAGAAAGAGGCUACCCAUUUAAUGAAGUCUGCCAGUGGUUUAUUGACCGGGCUGAUUUGAUAUUCGUCGUCUUCGAUCCAACAAAGCUUGAUGUUGGUACUGAGCUGGAGUCAAUAUUUAAAAUGUUGAAAGGUCGUGAAUCUCAGAUUCGUAUAAUUUUAAACAAGGCUGACAGUAUUGAACCACAGGAAUUGAUGCGGGUUUAUGGAGCACUAUUCUGGAGUUUAGCACCGCUAAUCAACGUUACUGAACCUCCCAGAGUUUACAUUGGAUCUUUCUGGUCAAGACCAUACAAGAUGCAUACUCACUCUGAUUUGUUUCUCCAAGAAGAAAUUUCUGUGCUACGUGAUCUUCGCGAUGUCAUUGAAAAUCGGCUUCAGAAUAAAAUUGCUUUCAUACGACAACAUGCCAUAUCAGUUCGUAUACAUGCAUUGCUUGUAGACAGAUUCAUCUCCACAUUUAACGACAAAAAACCGAACAUGCUUUUUGGUAACCCAGAAGAUGUUGCUCGGGACAUAAUAGAAAAUCCAAACAAGUAUUACAUAUUCAAAGCAGUAGCAUCUAAAGUGAAUGUGAGUAAAUACGAUCUACCAAGACAAGAUGAUUAUAAGGAUUUUUUCAGUAUCAAUGCAAUUAAUUCAUUUCAAUCAUUGGAUCAUCACUGUAGUUAUUUUAAUGGUUGUUUAAUGGAUCAUAUCGAGAAUGCGAUAUCCAAUCAGCUGCCAAAGCUGCUCAGUGACCUACGUAAACAAAAAAAUGUGACCCAGACUUGCCAGGCUGAUGGUACGUGCAAAGAAGAGAAACUACAAACAAACAAAUACAAAAAACCAUAGAAGACUAUAAA